Molecule: messenger RNA, 1541 nt
Organism: Lycium barbarum (goji berry)
Lineage: Eukaryota; Viridiplantae; Streptophyta; Magnoliopsida; Solanales; Solanaceae
Product: heavy metal-associated isoprenylated plant protein 3-like
Exons: 5
Coding region: 372-1169 (265 amino acids)
Molecular function (GO): metal ion binding
Source: RefSeq, a predicted model, not a curated record
CGCGCCUAUUUUUUAGUUAUUUUUACAUUUUAUGCCACAUCAGCUCUCAGAAAGCAAAUAAUAUUAUUUUUUUAUAUAUUAGGUUUGUAAUAGGUCACUACUGAAAUUUAAGUGUGAAUUCAACUUUUUGGGUAUAGUGUGCGUUCAUCUAUUUUGCGACCUUUAACUUUGCUAAUGCUUAUGCAUAAACUGAAUUAUAUAUCGAUCAUCAAAUAGUACUAAUGUUCCAGUCUCCACUAUCAUCCUGUACAACUACUGCCCUUCUUCCUCACACUAGCUAGCCCUAGGCCCGUUAUAUAUACACUUUCUAACCCCUGUAGUUUUCUCCUCUGUUUCCACAUUUUAUUUUCCAGGACUGAUUUUGGAAUACAAUGGGCAAGAAUAAGAGCAUGAAGAAUAUUGAAGGAGAUAUGAAGAGUGAAGAACAGCAGAAAAAGGAAGGAGGAAAGAAUGAAGGGAACCAAAGUGUGGUUUUGAAAGUAGAUUUUCAUUGUGACGGUUGUGUCCGUAAGAUUAUCAAAGUUGUUCGAAGUUUUCAAGGAGUCGAAAAAGUCGUCUGUGAUAAUGAUGCCAAUAAAGUGACGGCAAUCGGGAAAGUGGAUCCAUUGAAGCUAAAGGAUAAAAUGGAACGGAAGUUGAAAAAACCAGUUCAGGUUAUCUCUCCGUUACCAAAGGAUUGCAAAAAAGAGAAGAAUCAAAAUGAAAAUGACACAAAGGGAACCAAAGGAGAUGGCAAGAAGAACAAAGAGAAAGAGCCUCCGGUCACCACUACGGUACUCAAGUUGCAUCUGCACUGUGAAGGAUGUAUUGAGAAGAUGCACAAGAUCAUCACUAAGAACAAAGGUUACAAGGAGAUGAAAAUAGACCAUGAAAAGGACCUGGUGACAGUGAUAGGUUCAAUUGACAUGAAGGAAUUGGUGGAGGAACUGAAGAAGAAGCUGAAAAAAGACGUUGAAAUUGUGCCGCCAAAGAAGGAAGGAGGAGAGAAGAAGGAAGGAGGAGAGAAGAAAGAUGGUGGCGAUGGAAAGGGAAAAGCUAAGGAUGGGCAAGGUGGCGGCGACAACAAGGUGGUGAAUAAUGGAAUGCAUAAUGACAAGGAUCAGUUUGGGUAUCCGUACAUGGACCAGAUUUUUAGUGAUGAAAAUCCUAAUGCGUGCAGUAUUAUGUGAGGGAGUAUACUGGAUUAUUGGCAUACUCUUUUUUUGAAUAGAAGAAUGAUACAGUUUUAGAAACAAUUUGAGAUGAAAAUUGUAAAUAAAGAACAGGGGCUGGAGAUGAAUAUGGGUCAAUUAUAUAUAGUUAUAUACGGAGUAGUAGGUAUAUGUUAUUAGGCUAUGGGAAGCUGAUUAUUGUUGAAUUGGCUCAACUAUGAACAAUGCCAUUCCCUUUUUGCUAGUGAAACUUCUGUGUGACGAUUAGUAACUGUCAUUGAGGCUAGUUGAAGACAUUUAUCUUACAUAUGGAAUUGGUGCAAUUCUUAUGGGAACUUGAUUUAUACUGUUUAAAACAGUUUGUUCCAACUAAAUGUGUUGGUUUCCAUU